Messenger RNA from Anopheles maculipalpis, 325 nucleotides. RefSeq names its product heat shock protein 70 A1-like. Gene Ontology annotation, biological process: cellular response to unfolded protein; protein refolding. The transcript has a single exon. The annotation marks the transcript as partial. Gene Ontology annotation, cellular component: cytoplasm. Lineage: Eukaryota; Metazoa; Arthropoda; Insecta; Diptera; Culicidae. The record is from RefSeq and is a predicted model, not a curated record. Gene Ontology annotation, molecular function: ATP hydrolysis activity; ATP-dependent protein folding chaperone; ATP binding.
AAUGCCGUCUGCAAUUGGAAUCGACUUGGGCACGACGUACUCGUGUGUCGGAGUGUUUCAGCAUGGAAAGGUGGAAAUCAUUGCCAACGACCAGGGUAACAGGACGACCCCGAGCUAUGUUGCAUUUUCGGACACGGAGCGGCUUAUCGGCGAUGCGGCCAAGAACCAGGUGGCCAUGAACCCCACCAACACAGUGUUCGAUGCCAAACGGCUGAUCGGACGCCGGUAUGACGACCCAAAGAUUCAGGCCGAUCUGAAACACUGGCCGUUCACGGUGACGAACGACUGCGGCAAGCCAAAGAUUCAGGUGGAAUUCAAAGGAGGU